AUGCCAAGUGAUGGUGGAGGUGAGAGAACCAAAUCUAGUGCUGGGGUUGGUGAUACAAUAGGUGGUGGUAGUGCUGGCAUUGGCGUUGGUAGUGCUGUAGGCGGUGGAAUUGGUAGGGAUAUUGUAGAUGUAGGAGCAUGUGCCAUUAUUGCUCAAACUGGGGUUGUUGGUGGCUAUUGGAUAGGUGUAGGGGAUGCCUGUGGUAGAGGUGUAGUCAAUGGAAGUGCUAAUGGUGAAACCACUAAUGGUGGAGGUACAGUCGGUAGAAGUACUAGUGGUGGAGAUGGCAAUGCUGGUGGUUGGGAUGGACUUCGUACUGGAUUUGGCGGAGGUUGUCGUGUGGGACUUGAGGUGGCUGAUUGCGAUGGGGAUCUAAAAACAAUUUUGGUUGGAGGCACUAGUGAGGUUUUAAAGGUGAUAAUGGCGGUGGCAGUCAACGAUGGUGAUGUGGUGGCAAAACUGCAGCAUCUUCUCUAUGCAACGUGGAUGUGGGUGGUGUUGGUGAUGCUGUGGGUUGACGAUGUGGUGAUGGUGGUAUGGGAGAUCUGGUAG
Messenger RNA from Olea europaea var. sylvestris, 552 nucleotides. RefSeq names its product glycine-rich protein 5-like. Bases 1 to 552 code for a protein of 183 amino acids. The transcript has 2 exons. NCBI's taxonomy places the organism in Eukaryota, Viridiplantae, Streptophyta, Magnoliopsida, Lamiales, Oleaceae. The record is from RefSeq and is a predicted model, not a curated record.